CCUCGGCGUUGGAGCGGCGGCGGCGGCGGCGCGCCGAGCCGAGCCCGCCAUGGCGCACUCGGCGCCGCUCGGCCUGCUGGAGCAGGGCUGCCCCAUCCAGGUGGAGCACGACCGCAAGCGGCGGCAGUUCACCGUGCGGCUCAACGGUUGCCACGACAGAGCAGUGCUACUCUACGAAUACGUGGGGAAGCGGAUCGUGGACUUACAGCACACGGAGGUACCAGACGCCUAUCGAGGAAGAGGAAUAGCCAAGCACCUCGCCAAGGCAGCCCUGGACUUUGUGGUAGAGGAGGACCUGAAAGCUCAUCUGACAUGCUGGUAUAUUCAGAAAUACGUCAAGGAGAACCCCCUGCCGCAGUACCUGGAACACUUACAGCCUUAAGGCAGGACUGCUCUGACACCAGCACGCCUGUCCCUGACUGUUCAACGCGGCCUUUGCUUCUCUGCGGUCUCAGGAAAUCCCCCUCCCGCCUCCCACACUCACAAUUUCCAUUUUUUUAAGUGUGUCCAUGUGGUGCACGAGUGGGGGCACGACCUCCUUCCCUCUGCCCAUGUGUGAGCAUGGCUAUGGCCCCUGGGCUGGGCUGGCUCCAGGCACAUGUUCUCCCUGGCACUCUUCUCAAGCCAGGGAGUGGAAGAGGAUGUUUUUUCCACCAAACUCCAUCGCAAGACUAGGGGAUGGCUCAGUCUGCAUCGCACCCUUUCCCCUCUGCCUGGCAAUGGCCGUGAACUUGCGAGGGGAUGUUGGUUAGGGAGUGUCUGCGGGAUACCAGUUCCCCUUCCCUCCCAGCUGCUGGGGAAAUACUGUGGAUUAAGCCUCAUGGGGCAGAGGGAGGUGGUAGAGGAGUCCAGGCCACUUGGCAGGUUCAUCCUCCAGUGCAGGAGCAUCUGCUGAGCACCAAGCCUUGCCCAAAGCCUCAUGGGAUGCAGAUGAGAACUUGUGGGCCAUGGUGGCACUGGGACAGUGAGACCUUCAAGCCUAGAGAGGGAGGAGUCAAGCAAGAAGCGGCCUUCAGCAGUAGCCUUCGUCCUCAAGGGCUGCAGCAGAGCGGGCGCAGCAUGACUGCGCAGAGGAAGAAAUGCGGCUGAGCGGCAGGUGCUGCCUCCUGUCACAGCCUUCUGUACAUAGCCCCACCGUGAGAUCCCUGUAGGGUCCAAGUUGCCAUUCCCAUCUCUGGUCCCUGGUGUCAGUAUUGUCCAUGCUAGUGUGGACCCAGCCUGCUCAGGAGGAGAACACCAGCCCUCUCCAGCCAGGCCUGGCGUCCCAGCACAGCAAAGUGAUGAGGAAAUGUCACAGGCUUUCACAGGUGGCUGAGUGGUUUCCUUUGGCUGCCUGUGACUGAAGAGAAGGGUCCUCCUAUCUCCCCUAGCUCAAGGUCUGGGUCUCUGCCCCAGAACCUAGGGGUUCAAGCCCUCGCCACAUCCCAGGAUUAACAGGGGAGCAAGGCUUCCAGGGUCUGGUCCUGUCCCACCUCCAAGGUUUGAUGCUAGAGCCACCUGCCUCUGCAUGGAUGUUGGCUGUUACAGUUGUUUGCUUCCCCUCCUUGCAGCCUUUGGAAACAAACUCUGACUCGGGGCAUCACCCAUCUGCUCGCUGCCUCUCCUUGCCGCUCCGAGCCCUGCCGUGUCCCCAGGCGAUGGUGGUACAACAGGGUCCUUGACUAGUGGCAAGGAGGAAUGCUGGGCUCUCACCCUGAAUGCAGCCAAGCGCUUGCGUAUCGCGCUUGCCUCUGUCGGGGAUGACCCUGUAGCAUGGCUCAGCAUUGUCAGAUGCAGAGAGAAUGCCGUCACGGUAGCGUUGAGAGCAGGGUGCAGAUCAGCUCUGGAUUGUUGCCUGUCUUUCCUUGCCCAGGUUUUUCAGGGCCUAAGCUGGACCCUGGAGAAUGAGGGAUCCCCCCCAAGCACUUGGGAUUUAGUGCUAUGGUGGGGGGCUGGGCUGUGGAUGGCAGUGUUCCUGGCACGCUGUCGCGGAACAGCUGCUAGCUCAGCCGAGGGGUUGUAGCCAGGCAGAAGGAGAUAAAGAGCCUUUCACCUGGAGGCCAAAUCUGAAGCUAGCUUAUCUCAGUAGAGACUGAAGUUUACGAUCUAUGUUGUGGACUUAACGAAGCCCUGGCCAAAAGAGAGCGCAGCCCUCUCCCAGAGCCCAGUGCAAAGUCCACAGAGGUAAAGGCAAGAGCUCCUACAGCCUUUGCUGUCAGCUGGAUCAGCAAGAGAUGGAGACCCAUGUGCGGUCUCAGCAAGGGAGGUCCCAGUGUGUUCUUCCUGGCCGUCUAGUCAAGGCGAAGCCCCUGCUGCCUGCCCUGCUGCUCAGGGGAUGCUAGCCCCAGGCUUGCUUGCAGGCUGUCUGCCACCAGUGUGAUGCAGCCCACUGCACGUGGGCUUCAGUAAAACCUUCCCAAAUGCCAUCCCUGCCCUGGUGUGGGCUGUGAAACCCCCUGCCCAUCUCAGGAGGGACCUGUGCCCUGUUCCUGAGGCUGGGCUGGGUGGCAGCCCUGUCCCUGGCUUGUGCUGCUCAGGAGAAGCAUCAGGCUUCAGCCUUGCCUCUGCCUCAUGCUUCUGCCCUCUUGCUGCCUAUUUCAGCCUGGCUGCUGCCUUCAAGAUGUCUUAGAGGGACUGGGAAAGUGUCAUGGGUAGAGAACUAAAGAAAGGGGGCUCAAGAAGAAAUCUAGCCUGCAAAAUGCUAGCUCCUCAACUGGCGAAAUACACUUCAACAUCUAGUUACAGGAGCAAGGUUGGCUGAGUAGUGACAGAACCGUCCCUGCUCUUGGUCCCAAAGUGAAGCUGAAUCACCUCUUCAAAGGCACCAGUGUAUCUGUGAUGCAGCAGGGCCGGGAGCUUGGAAGAGAUCUCUCAGGAGCAAUAGCUUGUGCCUGGAGCUGAAAGUCUUGGGCUGGUUUUGUGCUAGUUUCCACAGUGUGACGGUUUCCAGGAGUACCACUCUGUGUCCACUGCGUGAAGAUGGUUCACUAGAGAUGUGCUGUGGUCACUGCAUCAGCGGGGUCCGUAUGUCCAAGCCUAGCCAUGGAGCUCUUUAUGCUGUUUUGGCAGGAACCUCGUGCUUCCUGGCCCUGGAUCACAAGUGGCAAUCACUGCCUUAAAUCAGGCACAGCACGUGGUUUUGCUGCUGCUUCCCUUUGAGGUGCUACAAUCCCUUCAGUUUCUGACCUGACGGAGAUGUUUGCCAGUGUCUGUGCCAACCGUUCUACUGCUGUAUCCACCCUCCACCCUGGCCUUUCCUUCCCCUUGCUCUCUGAUGUCGGCAAAUAGCAAUACCCACAGGUCAGCAGUGAUGCUGCAGUCCUCCAAGCUCCUGUGAUCUGGCACCGUCGAGUGGGAGAUGGCUGGGGGCUCGUGUGGCGUUGGGCAGUCCUCCCUCCUGCCUCUCUGCCAGCCGCCCUUCCCUUGCUCGCCUGUGCAGGAAGGAGCUUUCUGAGCCCUCCUCUGCCUUGGGCCGCUCCGUGGUGCUGACUAUGCCUGGAAGAGUUGGGGAUCCUGGACUCUCUCCAGCAAUGGGAGUGUGGAAGUGGUUUGGUUGAAUAUCGAUGCCCCCAAACCCAUUUGAACUACAGACUUUGGGAAGUGGGGAAAUACAAAUUGCUGUCAAACUUGCUUCCACAUCACCCAACUUGAACUCCCCCUUUCUCAUCUGCUUCCCAGAGUUGUCUUCCUCUGUCCAAGGUUUCCAUUCUUUUGAAUUCAGUGGUUACGAUGUGCCUUUCCUUCUCAGGACCUGUUACAAAUGACCUUUCUGCUUUUGUUUAUGUCUAACAUUUAUCUUUAUCCUUCCCUCUGUCAUACUAUAAAACAUGAACAUAUUGCAUGGAAUACAAUACAAUAAAAAGUGUGGCUUAAUUGA
Rhea pennata is the source of this 3856-nucleotide messenger RNA. RefSeq names its product N-acetyltransferase domain containing 1 (gene NATD1). NCBI's taxonomy places the organism in Eukaryota, Metazoa, Chordata, Aves, Rheiformes, Rheidae. The record is from RefSeq and is a predicted model, not a curated record. Bases 50 to 382 code for a protein of 110 amino acids. The transcript has 3 exons.